AUGAACUUCUGGAAUCCCCAGGGUACCGGGUUCAAAUCUCAUCUCCUCCGUCUCUAUACAGAUACAUAUAUAGACGACGAUACAGGGAGCACUGCCGGCGCCUGUGCUGCUGCCCUGAAUGCGAAUGCCGUCUCCGCAUCCUUUUCCAGCUCCUCGCUACUGGACGAUCCCUCCUGCAUGGCGCUGACGGCCGAUGAUCUGAACACCCUCCAUCAGCCAGGCAACCUCCUCCGCGAUGCACGCCGCUCCCAGUACUCCGUAUACAUACAAAACAGUUGGGCACACCACCAGCGUUUCCAUGUGGUUUCACUGCCACAAAUGACUGUCGCAACUAGCGUGGAGACGGAACCACUCUGCAACUGGCCAAUCCCGCCGGCGCCCCUCUGGAUGUCGCCCUACUUGGCGGGCGCUCUAAUUUCGGCUCAGCCUGGGUUAGGGACUUUAGGGCCCCUAGGAAACCAGGUCUUCCGCGACAAGAUGGGGCCGGAGCGCGCUCGAUGGCCGUGGAACCUCGGGCCCAAGCGAAAAAUAUACCCGGCUCGUACAUAUACACUUACAUACAUGCUGGCUGCGGUUGCGGCAAGUGGCCUCCUCGGCGUGCGGCCUUUUACCCUCAUCGUUCGUUGGGGCCCAGGCGCAAACCAAGCGAGAUGGAGCCCGUGA
Molecule: messenger RNA, 663 nt
Organism: Arthroderma uncinatum
Lineage: Eukaryota; Fungi; Ascomycota; Eurotiomycetes; Onygenales; Arthrodermataceae
Exons: 3
Coding region: 1-663 (220 amino acids)
Source: RefSeq, a predicted model, not a curated record